CCUCAGCUCUGAAUUGGCCAACUAAAGUUGCCUAAAUAAAGUAUUCAGCUGCACUCAGCAACCUCAACUGGAGCGAAACCGAUAACCAAAAACCAAAAAUAUCAAACGACCAUGGCGUCCUCGGCGAUUAUCCCCAAGCUCGUCGGCGCUGUCGACGACUCUGGUGAGAUGAUAUGCCGUUACGCUGAAGACGCCAAGGACGGCUCUUUCCAGGCAAUUGCACCGAGGAAGACCACUGGAAGCUAUGUUAAGCAACUGCUUGAUGUCUUCCUCCCCGCUGGAUACCCACAUACAGUCACUAGUGACUAUACCUCAUACCAAAUCUAUGACUCGCUUCAGGCGUUUUCAAGCUCCAUUGCCGGGCUGUUGUCAAACAGAGCUGUUUUGCAAGGCUUCGGCGUCGGCAAAGAAGGAUCAUCAGCUACCGGUGCUGUACUGCUGUCAGUUCUGCAGGAAUCGACUGGUCGACUGGCGACCAUUGUGUUUGCAGAUCGUUUCGGACAAGCAAUCGAGCCGGAAUGCAAGUACUACCGCUACAUGGCUGACAUCUUCAACGACGCUGCGCUCUUGCUCGAUAUUCUGACACCUUCUCUACCCCAAACCCCAAAGAUACUUAGCCUUUGCGCCGCCGGUAUUCUUCGAUCACUCUGCGGAGUGGCAGCAGGAGCAGCCAAGGCCAGUCUCAGCGCCCAUUUUGCCAAAAACGGCAACCUCGCUGAACUGAACGCCAAGGAUGGGAGCCAGGAGACCGUCAUCUCCCUGUUGGGCAUGCUGGUCGGCAGUCUCUUUGUCAACUUCGUGGAAGGAAGGACCGCAGUUUGGCUCUGGAUGUUUGUAUUACUCGGGGCCCACCUCUGGACCAACUACCAGGCCGUCCGCUCCGUCGAAAUGCGCUCCCUAAACCGCCAAAGGGCCUGCAUCGUCAUCGACGAGUACAAGCUGAGCGGUCGCAUCUUGCGUCCAGCCGAAGUCGCUAAAAAGGAACGAAUCCUAAGCUGGAAGGCCCCCAGCAUCACUUUCGCCCGCACAUUUCCUGCCAGUGGCCAAAUCGAUGCAAUGGCUCUUCAUAGGUACCGGGACGAGAAAUUCAUCACCACUGCCGACAAGAUUAUCUUCAUGAAGGCUGGUGCAACCACGAUUGAUGUCCUGGAAGCAUACAUCACUGCUUAUUCAGGAGCAAUGCCAGAUGAUGAGUUUUGGAAGUCACUAUCAAGCAGUGGUUGGAACCUAGAGAGUGGAGCAGUUGAGACCGGACGCGCCAUUCGAAUCGUGGUGGAAUAGAAUAGCGCGGAACAAGCAUAGAUAAUGGCGUUUGGCAAGUGGCAUGCGGCAAGUGGCAUGUGGCAUGUAUUCGAUACCCUAGCAUAAUGUUUUUCAUUGAGAUGAGAUGAACCAGACCACAUGCCCGACAUUCCACGUUAUACUGUGAACCGUCCAGGAGGAUAUGUUUGUGAUUGUACAAUUCAUUGAUAUUACAUAUGAUACACUUGAUCGACUCACAUCUACAUGAUGCCCAGGCCCUUGAACGCCCGCAUCUUGACGCCUUCCCAGGUAUUCAGCUUCG
Truncatella angustata is the source of this 1564-nucleotide messenger RNA. RefSeq names its product vitamin B6 photo-protection and homoeostasis-domain-containing protein. The transcript has 3 exons. Lineage: Eukaryota; Fungi; Ascomycota; Sordariomycetes; Amphisphaeriales; Sporocadaceae. The record is from RefSeq and is a predicted model, not a curated record. Bases 112 to 1281 code for a protein of 389 amino acids.